Molecule: messenger RNA, 2370 nt
Organism: Salarias fasciatus (jewelled blenny)
Lineage: Eukaryota; Metazoa; Chordata; Actinopteri; Blenniiformes; Blenniidae
Gene: nfe2l2a
Product: nfe2 like bZIP transcription factor 2a
Exons: 5
Coding region: 169-1995 (608 amino acids)
Biological process (GO): cellular response to oxidative stress; regulation of transcription by RNA polymerase II
Cellular component (GO): nucleus
Molecular function (GO): DNA-binding transcription factor activity, RNA polymerase II-specific; RNA polymerase II cis-regulatory region sequence-specific DNA binding
Source: RefSeq, a predicted model, not a curated record
GCCGCAGUUCCGAGGAGGCAGCAGUUCCCUGAGCUCGGCUUCUGUGACGGACUGUGUCGGCUGUGGACCGCUCGCCAUCUUAACCUGCCGUUUGGGGAAUAACGCCGCACAUUCAUUGGCCAUAAGGCGGUUUUGUUUUUAUAAUUUUUCAUAACAAUACAAAUCUCCAUGAUGAUGGAAAUGGAGGUGAUGCACUCCAGUCAACAGGACAUGGACCUGAUUGACAUACUGUGGAAGCAGGACAUCGAUCUGGGCGCCAGGCGGGAGGUGUUUGACUACAACCACCGUCAGAAAGAGCAUGAGCUGCAGAGGCAGCGGGAGCUGGAGGAGGAGAAGAGGCUGCAUUUGCUCCGGGAGCAGGAGAAGGCCCUGCUGGCACAGCUGCAGCUAGACGAGGAGACCGGAGAGUACAUACCACGCCCGCCGACGAGCGCCCCGCUGCAGACGGCCGUCUCACCUUUAGAGGUUACACAGAAUGUGGGCUUCAGACAGGAAAGCGAUGAAGCCAUGUCUUUUGAUGAAUGUUUGCUGCUGCUGGCAGAGACGUUUCCUAUAACAGAAUCUGAGAAUACCCCAGUUUGCCUAGAAACACCUGCUUCAUCAUCCAUCAGCAGCAACAUGAUGAUGUCCCCGGAGCAGCCGGCUGUGUCUCCGGCCAGCCUCUCUUCAGGUCAGCUGCCUCCACCACAGAGGAUAUCUCCAGAUUUCGAGCAGGCCUGGAUGGAGCUGCUGUCCCUUCCUGAGCUACAGCAAUGCCUGAACAUGCCAAUGGAGGACACAUCAGAAACCACAACCUAUCCUCUACCGAACAGUCCUGAAGUGCAGAAUCCCAACUUCCCCUUUUACCCCAUGACCAGCGUCACAGACGAGAAAACAAACUGUUUAAAUGUUGGUCCUGUAGAGUUUAUAAACGCAUUCGAGGGCUCUGUUCCCUCUAUGGCUCGAUCUGAGGACAUCGGCCAGAUGAAGGUGGAGGCUCCUCACCUGAAUUCUAGCUACAGUGCCGACAGCUUCUGUGAUGUAUUUUAUCCUAACGCCAUGAUGGACGAGAGCAGUGCCCACCACAGACUGGAAGGAAACGAAAGCGCCAACUUGUCUGACGUCCCCAUCAAGGCCCCGUUCACACCCAUGGACGCAUACAGCCUCUCACCCGGAGACGGGUUUGACAGAGGCAAACAAAGUCUGUCAGAAGUGCCAGAUUCAGAUUCAGGAAUAUCAUCAAAUGCGAGUCCAAAUGCAAGUUCACCGCAGAAGUCCGUGUAUGGGAGCGGGUCCUUCAGUUACAGCGAUUCCGAGAUGGACGAGUUUGACCAAAAUCCUGGGAGUGCAGAGUCUGACUAUUCCGAGAUGUUCUCAAUCAAUUUCCAACCCGAUGAUCUAGAUCCGGCACUUUGUUUAUCUGCACCGACUGGUCAGCCGCACGAGCAGGUGAAGAAACCCAAACAGCACUCGGUGGAGCUGGCAGAGGAGAGCGGUCACGACGACGCUCCCUUCACCAAAGACAAGCAGAAGCGACGCUCCGACGUGCGUCUCUCUCGAGACGAGCAGAGGGCCAAGGCCCUCAAGAUCCCCUUCACCGUCGACAUGAUAAUCAAUCUGCCCGUCGACGACUUCAACGAGAUGAUGUCGAAGCAGCAACUGAACGAGGCCCAGCUGGCCCUGGUCCGCGACAUCCGCCGGCGCGGCAAGAACAAGGUGGCCGCCCAGAACUGCCGCAAGCGCAAGAUGGAGAACAUCGUGGGUCUGGAGAACGACCUGGACUCGCUGAAGGAGGAGAAAGACCGUCUGCUGAGCGAGAAGAGAGAGUACAUGACGAGUCUGAAGGACACGAAGCGGCAGCUCAACAGCUUGUACCUGGAGGUCUUCGGCCUGCUGAGAGACGAGAAGGGGAACUCUUACUCUCCCUCAGACUACUCCCUCCAGCAGUCCACCGACGGCAGCAUCUUUCUGGUCCCCCGCAUUAAAAAGACAUACAAGAGCGAAGACGUCCACUAAUCUUUGUAAUAUGGUACUGCGUCAUCCUAGUAUACUAUGCAAUAACUUUGUAGUCUCUCAGCUUUACGCAGUCGUAGCUCGGCAGAACUAUUGUAUAGUUUUUGCUCACCUCCCUCGGACGUUGUAAUAUUUUUGAUAUUUUACUUUUGUACUCAGAUUCUUUAACCAAUAGCUUGUAAAUAUAAGUAUUACUUGCCUUUAAGAUUGAUAAACAUGUUACUGUACGUGUAUAUACAUUGUAAAUAUAUUUCCGUAUGCUAAUGAUUGUUUCAAUCACUGUUACUUGUUUUAUAACUUUCCCUUUAUGAUUUGCUGCGUUUUUUUUUUUUAAAAAUCCUGAUUAUUCUGUGCCUUCAAAUAAACUGUUCAUAUAGC